Mugil cephalus (flathead mullet) is the source of this 5688-nucleotide messenger RNA. Its product is annotated as NACHT, LRR and PYD domains-containing protein 12-like. The coding region runs from base 53 to 4789 and encodes 1578 amino acids. Gene Ontology annotation, molecular function: protein binding. The record is from RefSeq and is a predicted model, not a curated record. Lineage: Eukaryota; Metazoa; Chordata; Actinopteri; Mugiliformes; Mugilidae. The transcript is spliced from 19 exons.
UUUUUGGUUUCAGUUCCAGGCUCAGCAAGUAUCAAGAGAUGCUGCAUCUACAAUGGAUUCGUGUGGGAAAAAAACUGAGGGAAACAAACAAAAACAUCCCUGUGGGAAAGAUGAGAAGGAGACAAAAGCAGAGAGCCCAGAGGAACAGCAGCAGAGAGCAGACUCUCCUGUAGCCAGCAAUGUGUCCAUGACGAGUGACCGGUCAAUGAGUUUGUUUGUGGAUUUUAAAACUGGACAUACCGAUGAUGGAACGCCAGGAAUUAAAAGCCCAGAACCACAACACCAGAGACAAGAUUCUCUGACACCCAGCUGUGCGAGUAACAACUCAUUAUUUCGCCUUGACAAUUUUAAAACUGGCCAAAGUGAUGAUGGAACACCAGAAAUCAGAAGGCAAGAACCACAGCACCAGAGACCAGAUUCUCCUACACCAAGCUGUGCGAGUAACAACUCAUUAUUUCGCUCUGACGAUUUUAAAACUGGCCAAAGUGAUGAUGGAACACCAGAAAUCAAAAGACAUGAGCUGCAGAUCUCAGGGGUUCCCAAUGCUCCGUCUACACAGCAGGAUCAAAAAGACCUCAAGAACACAUUCAUGCUGGUUGAGCAGAACAUUGCCUGUUUUGUGAAAAAUGAGCUGAAGAAUUUUAUGCGUAUACUGGGAGCAGAUUACCCAGAAUGCUUAGAGAAUCAAACAGAUGAUGAGGCGCUUAUGGGCAGUGAGAUGGAAGAGCAGAAGAAGAGUUGCAGAGAGGCAUUUAUAAAGAUUACACAGUACUUCCUGAGGGCAAUGAAGGAGGAAAAGCUGGCCGAUUCUCUGCAUAACAGAACCCAGGGUGCAGUGUGUCAACGUAAACUCAAAUCUAAUCUGAAGAAGAGGUUUCAGUGUGUGUUUGAGGGGGUGGCUAAAGCAGGAAACCCAACGCUUCUCAAUCAGAUCUACACAGAGCUCUACAUCACUGAGGGGGAGAGUAAAGAAGUCAGUGAUCAACAUGAGGUCCGACAGAUAGAAGCAGCCUCUGGCAAAGAGGCAAGUUCAAAAUCCAUUUUCAGCUAUGAAGAUUUAUUUAAACCUUUACCUGGAAGGGAUAAGCCAGUCAGGACAGUGAUGACAAAGGGAGUGGCUGGAAUUGGUAAAUCAGUCUUAACACAGAAGUUCACUCUGGACUGGGCUGAAGACAAAACCAACAAGGACACUCUCUUCAUAUUUCCCUUCACUUUUAGGGAACUGAAUCUGAUGAAGGAGAAAAGGUUUAGCUUGAUGAAACUUGUUCAUCACUUCUUUAAUGAAACCAAAGAAACAGGAAUUUGCACGUUUGAAGAGUUCAAAAUUCUGUUCAUCUUUGACGGUCUGGAUGAGUGUCGACCUCCUCUGGACUUCCACAAGACUGAGAUCCUGACUGAUGUCACAGAGUCCACCUCAGUGGAUGUGCUACUGACAAACCUCAUCAGGGGGAAAUUGCUUCCCUCUGCUCACCUCUGGAUAACCACACGACGUGCAGCAGCCAAUCAGAUCCCUCCUGAGUAUGUUGACAAGGUGACAGAGGUCACAGGGUUCACUGACCCCCAGAAGGAGGAGUACUUCAGGAAGAGGUUCAGAGAUGAAGAGCAGGCCAGCAGGAUCAUCUCCCACAUCAAGACAUCACAAAACCUCCACACCAUGUGUCACAUCCCAGUCUUCUGCUGGAUCACUGCUGAAGUUCUGGAUCACACACUGAAGACCAAAGACAAAGCAAAGCUGCCCAAGACCCUGACUGAGAUGUACAUCUACUUCCUGGUGGUGCAGACCAAACUGAGUAAUGAAAAGUACCACAAAGAAGCUGAAACAUACUGGAAUAAAAAGAGCAGAAAAAUGGUCCUUUCACUAGGAAAACUUGCUUUUGAGCACCUGCAGAAGGGCAAACUGAUCUUCUAUGAAUCAGACCUGACAGAGUGUGGCAUCGAUAUCAGAGCAGCCUCAGUGUACUCAGGAGUGUUGACUCAGAUCUUUAAAGAAGAGAGAGGGGUGUACUGGAAGAAAGUGUUCUGCUUCGUCCAUCUAAGCGUUCAGGAGUUUCUGGCUGCUCUUUAUGUCCAUCUGACCUUUGCCAAAUCUGGAAAGAAUCUACUUUCAGGCCAGUCUUGUAGAAAGAAUGACUUCUAUAAGAGUGCUGUGGACAAAGCCUUGCAGAGCCAAAAUGGACACUUGGACUUGUUCCUCCGCUUCCUCCUGGGUCUAUCACUGCAGACCAAUCAAACUCUUCUACCGGGCCUGCUGACGCAAACAGGAAGUCUAGAAGUACAGAAAGAAACUGCUGAAUAUAUCAAGAAUAUCAUAAGCACAAGUUCUGAUUUAGAGAAAUGCAUCAGUUUGUUCCACUGCUUGAGCGAACUGAGGGAUUGUUCUCUAGUGGAGGAGAUCCAACACUCCCUGAGCUCAGGAAGUCCCUGCUCAGACAAACUCUCUUCUGAUCAAUGGUCAGCUCUGGUCUACAUCCUACUGUCUUCAGAAAAUGACUUAAAAGUGUUUGACCUGAAGAAAUACUCGACUUCAGAAAAAGCUUUUCUUAAGCUGCUGCCAGUAAUCAAAGCCUGCAGUAAAGUUCAGUUAAGUGGCUGUAAACUCUCUUCGAGAAGCUGUGAAACUUUGGCCUCAGUUCUCAGAGACAAGUCUCGAGUGUCGAGUGUGAAAGAGCUGGACCUAAGUGACAAUGACCUGCAGGACACAGGAGUGGAGCAUCUCUGUGACAUACUGAGGGAUCCGACGAGUACACUACAAAAGCUCAGGCUGACUAAUUGUAAAAUCUCUUGGCGAUGCUGUGAAGCUCUAGCCUCAGUUCUCAGCUCCGAGUCCUCUGGUGUGAAAGAUCUGGAUCUGAGUAACAACGAACUGCAGGACGUAGGAAUGAUGUCUUUUUGUGCUGGACUGAAGAGUCCAAAGUGUAGACUGGAAGUGCUCAGGCUGUCUAACUGUAAUCUAUCAAAGGGAAGCUGUGAAACUCUGGCCUCAGUUCUUCGGACAAAGUCCACACAUGUAAAAGAGCUGGACCUGAGUAACAAUGACCUGCAGGAUGAAGGAGUGACACUGCUUUGUGAUGGACUGAAGAGUCCAAACUGUACACUGGAAAAGCUCAGGCUGUCUUGUUGUAACAUUGAUUGGAAAAGCUGUGAAGCUCUGGCCUCAAUUAUCAGCUCCAAGUCCAACAGUGUGAACGAUCUGGACCUGAGCGAAAACGACCUGCCAGACCCAGGAGUGAAACAUCUCUGUGCUGGGCUGAAGAGUCCAAACUGUAGACUGGAAAAGCUCAGGCUGACCAGCUGUACCCUCUCUUGGAAAAACUGCAAAGCUCUGUCUGCAGUUCUCAGCUUCCAGUUUUUUAGUUUGAAAGAGUUGGACCUGAGUAACAACGACCUGCCAGAUGCAGGUGUGAAGUUUCUCUGUGCUGGACUGGAGAGUCCAAACUGUACACUGGAAAAGCUCAGUCUGUUGAGCUGCAACCUGUCAGGGAGAAGCUGUGAAGCUCUUGCCUUAGUUCUCAGGUCAAAAUCUUCUAGUGUGAAAGAGCUGGAUCUGAGUAACAACGACCUGCAUGAUGUACGAGGGAAGCUUCUUUGUGCUGGAUUGGAGAGUCCAAACUGUACACUUGAAAAGCUCCGGCUGUCAAGCUGUAAACUCUCUUUGGAAAGUUGUGACGCCAUAGCCAAAGUUCUCAGCUCCCAGUUUUCCAGUGUGAAAGAGCUGGACCUGAGUGACAAUGUCUUGCCGGACACCGGAGUAAAGCUUCUUUGCGCUGGACUAAAGAGUCCAAACUGCAGACUGGAAAAGCUCAGGCUGACGAGCUGUAACCUGUCAGAGAGAAGCUGUGAAGGUCUGGCCCCAGUUCUCAGGUCUGUGAAAGAGCUCUACCUGUGCAACAACGAUCUGCAGGAUGCAGGAGUGAAGCUUCUAUGUACUGGACUGAAGAAUCGAAAGAUUACACUGGAAACUCUCAGAAUGUCAGGCUGUUUGAUCACAAAUGAUGGCUGUACUUCUUUGGCAUCCGCCCUUAGUCACAACCGCUCCCAUAUAAGAGAGCUGGACCUGAGCUACAACAAUCCUGGAGACUCAGGAAAAAUGCAGUUGUCUGCUGGACUGAGCAAUCAACAAUGGAAACUGGACACUCUCAGAAUGGACAACUGUGGAGUGCAAAGACUAAAACCUGGUCUUAAAAAGUAUGCCUGUGAACUCAACCUGGACCCAGACACAGCACACAGAUACGUCAAGCUGACUGACAACAACAGGAGGGCGAUAAGGAGAGAUUGUCAGCAACAUCCUGAUCACGAAGACAGGUUCGACUUUUGGCCUCAGGUGCUGUGCACAGAAGCGUUGACUGGUCGCGCCUACUGGGAAGUGGAGUGUAGAGGAGAUGUUCAUGUUGCGGUGACCUACAGAGGAAUCAGGAGGAGAGGAGAAGGGAAUGCAUGCAAGCUCGGAGGGAAUCAUCAGUCCUGGAGUUUGUCCUGCUCUGAUGACUUUUACUCCGUCUAUCACAACGAUAGAGAAACUAAAGUCCCUUUCUGCUCAUACUCUCCCUCUCACAGAAUAGCAGUGUAUCUGGACUGUCCUGCUGGUACUCUGUCCUUCUACAGAGUCUCUGGUGACGCUCUGACCCCACUCCACACCUUUUACUGCACAUUUACCGAACCUCUCUAUCCUGCGUUUGGACUCGGCUUCAGAUGUUCGUCUACGUCUGGGAAUAAGCUACUGUCUGGUACUUUUGUGUCACUGUGUACUUCUACAGAGAGCACAGAAACAAAGGCAUCGGAAGGGGACUGAGUUUAAAAUCAAUGAGAGUCUGUGGACUGUGGAAGAGUCACUGACGGUACAAGGCAGCCGAUGUUUAAAACACAAAAGACUUUUAGUUGUGUCAUUUAUUCCACACAUGAAAUCCGUUUGCCAUGAUUGUCAGCAUCCAGGUUGACCUUUUUACAUGAGCUUUUAUUAUUAUUAUUAUUAUUAUUACUUUAGUUGGCUAAUUACAGUUUCUUUCCAUUUUUUUUUUGUUGAAUAUUGAAUUCUGGUUAAAAAGAAAGAGUCUUAUUUAUUGUUUGAUUAUUUUCAUUUUUUAGUUUUUAGUUAUCCAGAUCAUUCGUAGCUGUGUCCACAGCUGAGGUAGGAGGGGAAGACUUGUCCAAUGCCCCAAAACUGAUCCCUGGACACGUAGCAUGGCUUCCCACUGUGACUGUAUAUUUACUUUACUCUUUUAUUGUGGGCACAGACACGUUCACAAGUUCCCUCAUGUCAAUACAAUAAAAGCUGAAGAACAGGAAUUACGUUUUGGUCGGUAGUGAUUAUGUUUAUAUGUGCAUGUGCAGAACAUUAGUGUGAGUCAGUGUAUUACAUGUGAUGGCGAUGAAUGGAGCAAAUAUAAAAAUCAUGUGGAAUUUAUUUAUAAAUUAUUUGCUGUUAAAAUCACUGUAAUGAAUGAAUGCAUGAAUUUCAGUCACAGUAACUGCAGCCAAAUAUUUUACACUAACACAAAAAAAGGCUGAAGCCAAAGGCUUAUAUUUGCCUGUUCUAUACACUCCAUAAUAUAAAUGAUAAAUGUGGGUUUUUCCUACUUUCUUUCUUUCCCUUUAUGCCUUUAGUUUUAACUUUUAAAUGUUUUGUGAAAGUGUUGAGAUGACAUAUGUGACUAUGUGACUCUUUUUUGUAUUAAAUCAUGUUUAAGUGCU